Molecule: messenger RNA, 1908 nt
Organism: Etheostoma cragini (Arkansas darter)
Lineage: Eukaryota; Metazoa; Chordata; Actinopteri; Perciformes; Percidae
Gene: syt1b
Product: synaptotagmin Ib
Exons: 9
Coding region: 404-1636 (410 amino acids)
Biological process (GO): regulation of dopamine secretion; regulation of calcium ion-dependent exocytosis; cellular response to calcium ion
Cellular component (GO): synaptic vesicle membrane; axon; dense core granule
Molecular function (GO): phosphatidylserine binding; syntaxin binding; clathrin binding
Source: RefSeq, a predicted model, not a curated record
AUAAGCACCCAACCCAAGCUCCUAUGAGACCUGAAUGGACGGAAGAGAACACAUUCACAAGGAGCACACACAAACACACACACAGAGGGAAGCAACACAAGAUUACCAAGCUGCUAUUUCCACCAACCCCAACCCUAUCUUAUUCUACCCUCCUUCACCCUCCUUCUCUCUAGCUCCAUCUUUCACACACAUGCACUCUUCUUCUUGAUGUCUAAGAACUAGUGGUACAAAAACUCUUCACUACCACACCGUAUUCCUCCGUCUCUCGUGCCCUCUCUGGUCCUGUCAUCUUUUCUCCUCCUCCUCCACCUCUGUAAGGAAAAGGAGUACUUGUGAGUCUGGACAUUGCUGGGGGGACGACUGAGUAAAGUUCAAUUCUGGAUUUGUUGUCACUCCUCAAAUAAUGACUGGGAACCGCCGAGCUGCCCCGGCUGCCCUGGGCACCCCCGCUACCCCAACCCACUUGCCAAAGGCAACAACCACCCCAGGCCAAAACAAAUCUGGAGGCCACAGUCCCAACAAGUUCAUGAGUGAACUGCACAGCAUCCACAUGCCAUCAUGGGCUGUUGCUGCCCUUUGCAUCGUGAGUUUGUGCGUGGUGCUGUCGUGUGCUGUGUGUGUGUGGAAGAAGUGCAUGAAGAAGAAGGACAAAGAAAAGGACAAGAAAAAAGGAAAAGAGAAGAGCAACGGAGGCUUUGACACUGAAAUGGAUGGAGGUUACAGCAAGCCACUGAAAGAGGAAGGUAAUAAAGAAACAGAGCUGUCAGAUGAUGAUCCCAAAGAGGAGGAGAAGCUGGGCAGGCUACAUUACACAUUAGACUACAACUUCACGGAUAAUACGCUGAUAGUCGGCAUCUUGCAGGCUGCUGAACUCCCUGCAAUGGAUGUGGGUGGUAGUUCGGACCCUUAUGUUAAACUCUUUCUGCUACCGGACAAAAAGAAAAAGUUUGAAACCAAAGUUCAUAGGAAGACCCUUGAACCCAACUUCAAUGAGACGUUCACGUUUAAGGUACCGUACACUGAGCUGGGUGGGAAGACACUGGUGAUGACUGUGUACGACUUUGACCGUUUCUCAAAACACGAUGCCAUCGGAGCUGUGAAGAUACCGAUGAGCCGUAUGGACUUCAGCCAAUCUCUGCAGGAGUGGAGGGAUCUGCAGAAGGCAGAGAAGGAGGAGAGUGAGCGGCUUGGAGACAUAUGUUUGUCUUUGAGGUAUGUGCCAACUGCAGGGAAGCUGACGGUGGUGGUUUUGGAGGCCAAAAACCUGAAGAAAAUGGAUGUGGGUGGAUUAUCAGACCCUUAUGUAAAGAUCCACUUAAUGCAGAAUGGAAAAAGACUCAAGAAAAAGAAAACAACGAUAAAGAAGAACACUUUAAACCCUUACUACAACGAGUCUUUCAGCUUUGAAGUGGCAUGUGAACAGCUAGAGAAGGUGCAGAUAGCAGUGACUGUGUUGGACUACGAUAAGAUUGGGAAGAAUGAUGCCAUCGGGAAGGUGCUGCUGGGCGGUAACAGCACUGGGACUGAGCAACGGCAUUGGGAAGACAUGCUGGCCAACCCCCGGAGGCCGAUAGCCCAAUGGCAUAGCCUCAAACCACAGGAAGAAAUUGACGCACUACUUUCAAACAAGAAAUGAAACUGUGACCUCAGUGGGCUAUGACCUUGCAGCAUUUACCUCAGCUACUGUACUUCCACACUAUGUUCUUACGUCUGCCCUAAAAAACUCUUAACUAAGUAAAUCUACCCAAUAACAGCCUGUUUUAUCCUCGACACUAUCCAAGUUACUCUUGGACUUUUAACCUUUUUGCUUCAGUAAUUCCCUCCCCCUGCUUCUACCUAAACUGCUACAAAACAAUUUAAGCAAUGUAUCACUAUGUACAGUGCUAUUAAACCAGGGUAUUUUUCAAA